AUGGGGGAUUCAAAGUUCGUUAUCGUGACCACUCUUUGUUACGUGGGGAUUUUCGGUGUGGUUUUUAUUGUGUGUUGUUGCGCUUGGACGCGCCACUUGAGGAAAUCCAGUAGAGGGCUUUCGUCGCAGCAGAGAAACACCCAAACAAAUCGACGCUAUUUAUACAGACCCACUCCGCAACCUCCAGAAUACAACGCACCUUCAACACCGAUGCCAUAUGGUCCAUCAUGGCCAAGAAGAGGCGAAAUUCAAAAUGUGAACGCGAACUUCUUUCCUGCCGCAUCACAAAGGGCUGUAGCCGGACCGAUGUUUCCAGGCUAUCCAUCAGCGAAUUUAUAUUCUUUUGGCGUAACUUCGGCAACACAUGUUGUAGAAAUCGCGACUUUCGGCCGAGACAAUAGACACGGAGAACAGUUUGCUGGCAAUGAUCUUAGCCAUGCUUCAAACUUUGAUCAAGGCGAUAGCACUUUUGUAGAUACGGAAGACCGAACAAGGGUGCUGACAAGGUCACAAUCUUCUUUAGAGAGCGAGAAAGAAGUCGAAAGCGAUAGCGAUGGCUCAAGCAGUCAACCAAGCCAUCUUCAAGACGUCACACCUCGAGAAGAGGGAUGCGUGUAA
Messenger RNA from Porites evermanni, 618 nucleotides. The record is from the annotation of a GenBank genome assembly. Lineage: Eukaryota; Metazoa; Cnidaria; Anthozoa; Scleractinia; Poritidae.